AUGAUACCUGGAGGCUUAACUGAAGCCAAACCUGCCACUCCAGAAAUCCAGGAGAUCGCUAACACGGUCAAACCACAGCUUGAAGAAAAAACAAAUGAGACUUAUGAAGAAUUUGAAGCUGUGGAAUAUAAAACUCAAGUGGUUGCUGGAAUGAAUUACUACAUUAAGAUACGAGUAGGUAACGAUCGUUAUACUCACAUAAAAGUAUUCAAAAGCCUUCCUCAACAAAAUCAGUCUUUGGAACUUACUGGCUACCAGGCUGACAAAAACAAGGAUGACGAGCUCAUGGGCUUCUAG
Mesoplodon densirostris (Blainville's beaked whale) is the source of this 297-nucleotide messenger RNA. It is a transcript of the gene CSTA, whose product is annotated as cystatin A. The record is from RefSeq and is a predicted model, not a curated record. Lineage: Eukaryota; Metazoa; Chordata; Mammalia; Artiodactyla; Ziphiidae. The transcript is spliced from 3 exons. Gene Ontology annotation, cellular component: cytosol. The coding region runs from base 1 to 297 and encodes 98 amino acids. Gene Ontology annotation, molecular function: cysteine-type endopeptidase inhibitor activity.